Molecule: messenger RNA, 1206 nt
Organism: Striga hermonthica
Lineage: Eukaryota; Viridiplantae; Streptophyta; Magnoliopsida; Lamiales; Orobanchaceae
Source: the annotation of a GenBank genome assembly
AUGGUCCGACGGCAGUGCAGCGCCGGCGGUGCCGACGGCGGAUGGCGAGAACCGACGGUGCAGGUCGCAGAGGGACAGGUAAAGAGAUUGUGCGUGGAGGCGCAGAACUGUAUGAUUCAGAACAGGUGGUUGGAUUUGGCUUCUUUGAUGAUUACUUCUGCGGAUGUAAUUUUCUCUAAAGCCUCUGAGAAAGAUCUUGAAUGUGUUUACACUGUGAUCUGCAACCUUGUUAGCAAGUCUGAGAGCCUCGAUCAAGUGCAUGAGAUGACAGAGCUUAUAUCCACAAAGGUCACUCAACAGCCUAAUGACAAACCUGCACUGCGCUUAAAGAUCUUGUUUAACCUCUACAACCUAUUGGACAACCCAUACAGCCAGUUUUUUGUGUAUAUGAAGGCCCUCAACUUGGCCACUUAUGGAAAGGUCACUGAGCACGUCAUACCAUCUUUUAGAAAGAUAGAUAACUUUAUGAGGGAGUGGAAUCUUGGUGUUAAGGAUCGGAGGGAUCUAUUUCUUGCAGUUUCCAAUAUUUUGAAGGAUAGCAAGAGCUCAGCAAAGGACUCCUUCGACUUUCUUGUCAAGUAUCUGGAGACUUUUUCGGGUGAUGAUGUGUUGUCUGUGGCUGAAGCUAAAGAAGAAGCCGUCCGAGCUGUUAUUGAGUUUGUGAAGUCACCUGACAUGUUUCAAUGUGACUUACUAGAUAUGCCAGCUGUAGUGCAAUUGGAGAAAGAUGCAGAAUAUGCUCCCAUUUAUCAACUUCUGAAAAUCUUUCUUACUAAGAGGCUCGACGCCUAUUUGGAUUUCUAUUCAUCAAAUUCUAGCAUAUUGGGCCGUUAUGGUCUUGUGCAUGAAGACUUGAUUUCUAAAAUGAGAUUAAUAUCCCUCGUUGAUCUUGGAAAAAAUGAAUCAGGUCAAAUUCCUUACUCUUUGAUUAAGGAAACUAUCCAGAUUGAAGAUGAUGAAGUGGAGCCAUGGAUCGUCAAGGCAAUUUCGGCUAAGUUAAUAGACUGCAGAAUUGAUCAAAUCAACCAUGUUGUCGUUGUGAGCCGCUACGCAGAGCGUGCAUUCGGUCUUAAUGAAUGGAAAUUCCUUCGAUCAAAGCUUGUGGCAUGGAGGGGAAACAUUGCUAAUAAUAGUAUUCUCGGCCGCAAGUCAAAAUUUUACAGCUUACCUGCAGAUAGGGAGUAUCGGUUUGCAUUUGAUUUGUAG